CACUCCGCCGAGGAGCGGAAUAAAACCAGCAGUGGAAGCCAAAGUCGGCCUCCUCUUCUUCUCACCUCCAUCCCAUCUCCUCCCCCUCCUCCGCUGCUCGCCGCCGGAGAAUGACCAGCUCCUCCGCCCCUUCUCGCAAGGCUCUGAGCAAGAUCGCAUGCAGUAGGCUCCAGAAGGAACUCGUAGAGUGGGAGGUCAACCCUCCGGCGGGCUUCAAGCACAAGGUCGCAGAUAAUCUCCAAAGGUGGAUUAUCGAAGUCGUUGGGGCACCGGGAACGCUUUAUGAGAGCGAGAAGCACCAGCUUCAGGUCGAUUUCCCCGAGCAUUACCCAAUGGAAGCUCCACAGGUCAUUUUUCUUCAUCCUGCACCACUUCAUCCGCACAUAUACAGCAACGGGCAUAUCUGUUUAGAUAUAUUGUAUGAUUCCUGGUCACCAGCGAUGACCGUGAGCUCUAUGUGUAUUAGCAUUUUAUCCAUGUUGUCGAGCUCAACUGCAAAGCAACUCCCUGCUGACAACGACCGCUAUGUGAAGAACUGCAGGAACGGCAGGUCUCCGAAGGAGACAAGAUGGUGGUUCCAUGAUGACAAAGUUUGAUACUGGUGGGCUCCGUCUUCAGUAAAGCAGUGACCACCUAUCUCACAAAGAGUAGCGUGCUCCAUUUCCCUGUAACACAGGAGUUUUAGGUGAUUCAAAUCAAGGAUUCCUGAACUGCUGUAAGUUUGCAUGCUUAGAUAUUUGUAAAGGUUAUGAAUUUCAAAAUAUAUCGAGGACCGAUAAGACCGUGAAGAAAGCGGUGCGAGAAACACUCGUCAGCUUUUCCAGUGGAAAGGUUGUUGAGGCAUUGUUGGACCUCCACCUCUGUUAAAUUACUUCUCGUCUUUUAUCACUUUUUUUUUAAAAAAAAAGAAAAUGUAAUUACAAGGUGUUAUUGCG
Molecule: messenger RNA, 935 nt
Organism: Elaeis guineensis (African oil palm)
Lineage: Eukaryota; Viridiplantae; Streptophyta; Magnoliopsida; Arecales; Arecaceae
Product: probable ubiquitin-conjugating enzyme E2 16
Source: RefSeq, a predicted model, not a curated record